Messenger RNA from Aegilops tauschii subsp. strangulata, 1001 nucleotides. RefSeq lists its product as uncharacterized. Lineage: Eukaryota; Viridiplantae; Streptophyta; Magnoliopsida; Poales; Poaceae. The record is from RefSeq and is a predicted model, not a curated record.
CUUGGUCAUGUCGGCCAUCCAUCGAGAAUAGGUACGAUGCAUGCACAGGUCUCACCACCAUAAUGCAAAUCGUCUCGGGAGGGAGGCACGUGUCCUUGUCCCCCACAAAUAUCUCGAUAAGGAGGCACGUGAUGAGCGACGCGAGUGGAGCUCACUGAUCAUCACUAUACUGUACGUACGGCCGCCACGGCGCCACCUUAAAUACUGCAUCGGCGCCACUUUGCACCAGCACCACCGCCAGCACCACGACGUAAACAAACAAACACAGAUCCACAGCUUCCUACGCCAUUCAGCAUGGGCGCGCCGGACACAUCAUGGGUGUUCGCGGACCUCGCCGUCGCGGACAGCUCCAGGUACAGCACCCGCUCGCGGCUCAUGCUCACGGGCCUCUCCUUCGCCAUCGGCAUCCUCACCAUCCUCCUCUACCUCGCCGUCUCCUACGCCUGCCGCCGCCGCCGCAGUCAGCGCGGCGCUGGCGCGGGUGCUGGUGCGGAGGACCAGGAGGCCGGCAUGAGCGACGCGGCCAUCGUGUACGAGCAGGCCGACGCACUGGCCGCGCCCAUGGACUGCGCGGUGUGCCUAGGGCAGGUGGUGGCCGGCGAGAAGCUGCGUCGGCUCCCCAAGUGCGCGCAUCUGUUCCACGCCGACUGCGUCCAUGCCUGGCUGCAAGCGCACUCCACCUGCCCCAUGUGCCGCGCCGCCACCACCGGCACCACCCCAGCCGCGACAGCGGGGCUGCCACCUGGCGUGGUUGCAGUCGCAGGCACGCCGCCUGCCUUGGAACGGAUGAAUUGAACCACACUGACCCGAGAAUAGCCAGAGUGAUGGAUCGACUAGCGACGCUGACUGGAGAAUAACGAUAGUGUGGUCAUGAGUCAUGGCUGCGGCCACAGUGCGUGUACAGGAGUAUUUGUGACGUGGAGUGUGCUUGUAUUAUUGGUUCCGUUUCAUAGUGCGCAUAGAUAUUUUCUCACAAGAAACAAAGGCUUCAUAAAUUUUCA